Poecilia reticulata (guppy) is the source of this 806-nucleotide messenger RNA. RefSeq names its product lens intrinsic membrane protein 2.3 (gene lim2.3). Gene Ontology annotation, cellular component: plasma membrane. Lineage: Eukaryota; Metazoa; Chordata; Actinopteri; Cyprinodontiformes; Poeciliidae. The record is from RefSeq and is a predicted model, not a curated record. Gene Ontology annotation, molecular function: structural constituent of eye lens.
UUGUCCCGCCGAUCCGUUUGUUCGCUCGGUUUCCUGCACACAAACAAAACUUUCCUGCCAUCCCGGGCUGCUUUGUGCUGUGACCACCUGGAAUAUUGGAUUCCCUCAACUAUUUCCCGAGGAAAAGAACAAAACGCAAAGUAUAUUUCAGCAGGAUGUACAGCUUCAUGGGAGGCGGGUUGUUCUGUGCCGGAGUCGGGAACAUACUCCUCAUCGUUUCUACAGCAACAGACUACUGGAUGCAGUACCGCCACUCCAGUAACUACAUGCACCAGGGCCUGUGGCGGUACUGUGUGCCUGGGAAGUGCAUGACGCACACUGACAGCAUUGCGUACUGGGACGCCACUCGGGCCUUCAUGAUCCUCUCCCUGCUGGCUUGUUUCAUCGGCAUCGUGAUCGGCAUCAUGGCCUUCAUCCACUACUCUUCCUUCGACGGGUUUGACAAGACGUUUGCAGCCGGGAUCCUCUUCUUCAUCUCCUGCUUCUUCGUGCUGCUGGCCAUGGCCGUCUACACGGGGGUGACGGUCAACUACUACGGGAAACGCUAUGGCAGCUGGCGAUUCUCCUGGUCCUACAUUAUGGGCUGGGUGGCGGUGGUGCUCACCUUUUUCUCAGGUAUCUUCUACAUGUGUGCCUACCGGAUGCACGAAUGCCCAAGGAACUCCAACUCGCGCUGAAGCGCUUCAGAAUCUGUAAGCGAUACCACAUGGCUGAAACGAACCAGAGUCGAUGUGAAUCUUCCCAACAACUUCCCGUAACUCGUCACGUUCAACGAUAAGCAAAAAAUAAAGGAGAAGAAAGUGUUC